Molecule: messenger RNA, 1697 nt
Organism: Anopheles funestus (African malaria mosquito)
Lineage: Eukaryota; Metazoa; Arthropoda; Insecta; Diptera; Culicidae
Product: growth hormone-inducible transmembrane protein-like
Exons: 4
Coding region: 206-1225 (339 amino acids)
Cellular component (GO): mitochondrial inner membrane
Source: RefSeq, a predicted model, not a curated record
CAAACGUCAUCGAGUGCCGAGAAUUUUCUUUAAAAAACAUUUCGGAAUCAACAUCAGCUGCGUUAAUUUCUGUAUUUAGUCAACCGAUCUCUUGUUUGUGUGGUAUUGCUGUGAGAAUAUUGCCGACAUUGAUAAACUGGUGCUUGGUUGUUAAAUUUGAUAAAAUUCUCUAUUCUAUUCCGGUUCGAUAAAAGCCAUUUUAAAGAUGCUGUCCCGAUUGGCCUGUGGAAGAACGUUCGUUUCGUCGACCCUGCUGAAAUCAACGCUGCAAACGAUCCCGAAACGGCAGCAGCAAGUGUUCCGGCAAUACGCACGCGAUGUGAAAGGAGGUAGUAGUAGCGGCACUGGAUGGACAUCUCGCGCGGAACGCACAACGCUGCGGGAACGGGCAAUGGCUCCACCCGGUCCAAACGCUUACGCGAUCGGUAAAGGAGCUGUGGCGGGCGGUGCUGCCCUAGGUCUCGGUGCGUUGUGCUUUUAUGGGCUCGGUUUGGGCAGCGGAACGAGUACACUGGAAAAUUCGCACCUGUGGCCAGAAUUUGUGAAGCAACGGAUUCAGGAUACGUACCUGUACUUUGGUGGUUCGAUCGCCAUUUCGGCUGCUAGUGCUCUGGCCGUGUUUCGGUCGCCUCGAUUGCUAAGUUUGGUUUCGAGAAAUGGAUGGAUGUCGAUUCUCGGUACUUUCGCCCUCAUGAUUGGGUCCGGCAUGGUUGCUCAAUCUAUUCCGUAUAGUCCGGGUCUAGGUGCGAAACAACUAGCAUGGGCGACACAUUCGGCCAUUUUGGGAGCCGUCAUCGCACCGAUGUGUUUCGUCGGAGGUGCCAUCCUUACCCGUGCGGCAUGGUACACGGCCGGUAUUGUCGGUGGACUUUCUACAGUGGCCGUUUGUGCACCUAGCGACAAAUUCCUCUACAUGGGAGGCCCGUUGGCUAUCGGUCUGGGAGUGGUGUUUGCUUCCUCACUGGCUUCGAUGUGGCUUCCACCGACGACCGCCCUCGGAGCCGGCAUUGCGUCACUUUCGCUAUACGGUGGUUUGUUGCUUUUCAGUGGAUUCUUACUAUACGACACGCAAAAAAUUGUGAAACGAGCCGAAAUGUACCCACUGUACGCUCCCCGCCCAUUCGACCCUGUAAAUUCAGCAAUUUCGAUCUACAUGGAUACGUUGAACAUUUUCAUCCGAAUCGUCACUAUUUUGGCCGGUGGUGGAGGAAAUCGUCGCAAGUAAAGUAGUAUUCAAUCUGUUCAAUAGUAGCGGAUAUGUUUAUAUGUUGUACGAUUCUAUAUUGGCUAUAGUCUUUAGUAAGGCAUAUUUAUCGAAUCCAGUGGCGAAACAUAAAAAUUUGCUAUUUUCACAGAGAUCAAUAAACUUGGUUUGAAUGAAACAUGCUUGGAUGGAUGCAUCCAUAACAAAAUCGAAGCAAUGUGAAAGGAUCCAGCUUCUGUAGACAUUGUACGAAAUGACCCUGCUUUGUAGGAUUAAGCUGUAGAGGAGCAAAUUGAUAUGCACACAAGUUACAAGUCUUCAACACGCAUGGUUCGAAAGGAAUGAAAUGUUUGAAGAUUGGGCUGCUUUCUAUGAAAUCUGUUAUUCAAGUAUAGGACUCAGAUAAAUUUGUUCUAAUUUAAAUUAUAAUCCAAGGGAUUGAGUAUACUUAAUAUGCGAUGUAAAUAAAUUGGAAGCGCUUUUUUUUAGCUGA